Messenger RNA from Dracunculus medinensis (Guinea worm), 768 nucleotides. The record is from the annotation of a GenBank genome assembly. NCBI's taxonomy places the organism in Eukaryota, Metazoa, Nematoda, Chromadorea, Rhabditida, Dracunculidae.
AUGGAUACAAUAUUGCUAUUACUGUUAUCAGUUACGUUUACCGCAUCAUUUGCAUCGUUUAUAAUCAGCUUUAUAAUGGUUAUCACAGUGAUUCUAACAUAUAAAUUUGGUAUAAAUCCUGAUAACAUCAGUGUUAUGAUUGCUUCAUCACUUGGCGAUUUAAUUACUUUCGUCGUCAUGAAUGAAAAUACUCUUGAUGUGCUCAAAUUUGGUUGGUUUGCUUUGUUUGCAGCAAUGUUGAUUAGCAAUUGCGCUGGUAUUGUAUUUCAUAGAAGUAUUCAAUCUUUUCCUGACAUUACCAGUUUACAGUUAGUUGUCAAUGGUGCUGCAGGUAACCUUGUUGGGGUGCAAAUCAGUCGUCUUAGCACCGAAUUGCACCGAAAUGCAAAAACUGGCGAACUCCCUUGUUCUAUUUUAGAAUAUCUUAUUUUUACAAGAGCAUUGCUAGGCGAAGGUAAAGAAGCUCAAGCUUCACGGAUUUUGCUCAUCAUAGGACUUUGUGGACACUCUUUGUUUAUAUCGCUUAUUUUAGUUUAUACCUCAAGUUCCAUGUUGUUUUUAUCAUUUAUAGUAUCAUAUCUAGUCGCCAUAUUUCUCCAGAUUACAUUGCUCCUAUACUUUGGUCAGUUCACGGUUCAUUUACUAUGGAAAUUUAAAUUUGAUCCAGAUAAUUAUUCAAUUCCGUUGUUAACAUCGUUUGGUGAUUUAUUGGGAACUGUAUUCCUUGCUGUGGCAUUCAAAAUAGCCAUCCAAUUUCAUGGACCAUAA